AUGGCGUCUCCUCCUUCACAGCUGGUCAAGCAAUCUGCUGGCCAGCUUAUGCCUCCCCCACCACCACCGAAGCGAAUUAAACGUCCCGCAACUGUCCUUGAUGAAGACAUUUACACCAACACUUUGUCCCACAUCAUCGCCCGCGACUUCUUUCCUGGAUUACUUGAGACACAGAUGAAACAGGAGUACCUGGAAGCUCUUGAAUCGAAGGAUAAAGCAUGGAUUGCAAGCUCUAAAAAGAAGUUGGCAGACGUCAUGCGCACGCCCACCCCGGGGUCGAAUGCAAGACGAAAGUCAGACUAUGCAUCGGUCCCGAGCACACCGCAGCAUUUCCCGCCGGGACAACCGGGUGACACUCCGCAUGGCUGGGGAGGCGAUACUCCCAUGUCUGUCAUAUCGACUUCCACAACAGCAACUGAAACGCAAGAUAGACAUAUCCCCGAUGUAUCGAAUAUGGGACUGGUCGCCUUCCAGGCAAAGUAUACCAGCGAAGACAACGAGUCCUUCAACAAGGUCCUCGACAAGCAGAAUGAAAAGCGACGGGAGAAAUAUCCCUGGCUUUGGAGUGGGAACAAAAUUCCUUCGGCCCGACAAAUCGCACACCACCAGCAAGAAAUCAAGCGCAUCACAGCUCAAGGCGGAAACCCGGAAACUGGCCUUGUAAAAAAAGACGAGCAUGCCCAGCCAGCCAUCAAAACAGACCUGAAUGCUCGCCCCGCCAAUCCGGACACAUGGAAAACCCGCCCAGAUAACACCCUCAUGUUCCUCCCCUCUUCGGUGGAGGAUACCCACGAGACACUCCCGCAGAAGGCAGAAAUGACAUCACGGGCAGGCCUCAAGCGUACACUCUAUCAAAACACUAGACUCCUAGACCCACAUGCUGCCGCAGCAGCAGACGCUGCCAGCGCCGUGCCCCCUUCCCCCUCACUAUCCGCUAUUCAAGACGCUAUCGCCGGUCGGCCGCAUCUCAGCGAGUCCGAAGCUGCAUCCGCCUUCGCGGGAAGCGAAACCCCGAGGGUAAACGGAUAUGCCUUCGUGGACGAGGAUGAGCCCGAACCAACAGACGAUAUGGAAGUUGACUGGCGCCUCCUCGGGCCGACCUCCGAAAAGCCCAAUCCCUUCAAACUUGGUGAGACUCGCAAGCGCGAAGCCCUACAUCACCGCAUGGUCGAUCGUGUGGCGCGGAACAAGCGUGCUGAAAAAGCCGCCCGUGUUACAAAGACGCCUGUCUCGAUGACGCCACGCUUUGCUAGUAGUCCCCGAUUGGACUUUGCGUCUACACCUGGGGCUGGGUCUAGUAGGGGCUCUGUCUCUGGGGGGCAUGGCCAAGGAAAGAUGCUUACACCUGCAGCGCAGAGGCUGUUGCAGCAAGUCGGGAGGACGCCGAGGUCUGGAGAGAGGAAGUCUGGGCUGGGAAAUGCUUGGACACCUACACCGAAGCGAAAGUGA
This is a messenger RNA of Penicillium griseofulvum, 1449 nucleotides long. Its product is annotated as splicing factor ESS-2 family protein. Lineage: Eukaryota; Fungi; Ascomycota; Eurotiomycetes; Eurotiales; Aspergillaceae. Gene Ontology annotation, cellular component: catalytic step 2 spliceosome. The coding region runs from base 1 to 1449 and encodes 482 amino acids. The transcript has a single exon. The record is from RefSeq and is a predicted model, not a curated record.